GCAUAGAGUUUUGGCAAGAUGUUCGUGCAGAAGAAAAAGCUGGUUGAGCAUGUCUUGGCAAUGCGCGCCGAAGGGGGCAGUAGUGAUGAGGAUGAGGAGGAGGAGGACCAGGGCGACAUUUUGCAGCGCCGGCGGGAAGAAUGCGAACGCAAGGCCCGUCGUGGGGAGAUGGAUCCCCGGCUGGAGUUCACCUUCCAGCUCCUGAUCGACGCCACUCAGUUGCCCAGGCAUCAGCUCAUGGACUACAUAUUCGAAGGGGACAUGCUCGAUGAGAUCAAUCAGCUAUUCCUACCAAAUAUGAAGAACAAGCUGCUGUGGUUCUACCAGGAGACGGAUGACCCCGAGCCCACUCCAGUGCCCGAUCCGAAUAAACCCGGUCCCUCGCGAUCUGGCGUAGCUUCCAGCAGCUCCAAGACGCCGCAGGGUGGUGCUUCUCCCAGUGGAUUGCCUCCCCCGAAACACAAGAAGUUGUUCCUAACUGAUGGAUGGACUUGCGCCUUCACUGGAGUUUGUAUUUACAUAUUUCGAGUGAAUACAUCGAAGCAGUUGCCGGAGGAGGGAUUCCAGAAGGAUUUAUAUUGCGGAGUGAUCGAUGCUAAGAACAUAGGCCUAGUUACUUCUAUCGAGCGGAUUGUGGAGUUUGUGUUCAUGCAGGCCCUGGCCUUUCCCAGUCUGGAGGGCGACGAGGAGGACGUGAGCUGCGGCCUCAUCAAGGGACAACUUUUGCCGGGAUUGCGAUCCUUCUGCAGCGCCCUGCGCGUCUGCGAACAGGUGUGCGACCAUCACAAUGUCUUCGCCGACGGCUGCGACAUGUUCGAGAAGAUCGACGAGGUGGAGGAGGUGAAGGACAUGUCCAAGAGCCAGGAGUUUUGCGGCCAGCUCGAGGAGCGCGUGAACAACUGGACGAAGGGCAUAUUGAAGAUCCUGGGGGAGAGCGAGCAGCUGCGCAAGGAGAACGACCACAGUGGGCCGCAGGACGAACUGGAGUACUGGAAGAAGCGAGGUGCCCAGUUCUCCCAGCUCCUAGCCCAUCUGCAGGACAAGGAGGUGCAGUUCACGCUGCACUGCCUCUUCCUCGCCGGCUCCCGCAUAAUAAAACAGUGGAAGGAGACCGACCGAAAGAUAACCUUCUGCUACAACGAGGCGCGCGACAACUCCAAGUUCAUCCAGGCCAUGGAGACAUGCUGCCACUCGUUGUACCUGGACGAUCCCGUCAGCAUGAAGGAGUCCAUCCUGAGCCUGCUGCAAACGGUGCGGCUGAUUUACAGCGUUUCCCAGUUCUACAACACCUCGGAAAGGACAUCCGCUCUGAUGGUUAAGAUAACCAACCAGAUGAUUGAAACCUGCAAGUCAUACAUCACCUGUCGUUGCAAGGAAACUAUAUGGUCUCAAGAUCGUAACUUAAUCCGUACUAAACUGAGCAACUGCAUCAAGUUGAACCACAUUUACCACGAGACCUACUACACAGUUAGGGAGCAGCCCUUUCUGCCGAAUCAGACGCCUUUCGGAUUUUCCGAAAACUUUGUCUUUGGCAAAUUUGACACAUUUUGCGAGAGGCUUUCCAAGAUAAUUAGCAUGUUCAAUCUGAUCGACGACUACAAUCAUUUGUUUGAACGGCGACUAGAAGGACUCCUUUUGGGAGAGGCUUUGGAGGAUGCUUCCAACCAUUUUGAGGAGGCCAAAAAGGAUGUGACUUCCAGGAAGUACGACUACUUGGACCACCGGAACUCCGAUUUCAACGUGGACUUUGAGCGAUUCAUUCACAAAACGAAUUCCCUGAAGGACACCAUAGCCACUCUGAUUGAAAAGGACUUUGACACCGUUUGGGAGACGCCGCAGUGCAUCCGUUUCCUAGUUCGCUUCGAGAAGGUCAGCGAGAAGAUUCCGCUGACCAAGAUGGACGAGAAGUACACGCGGAUCCUGCGCUACGUGGAGAAGGAGGUGGAUCGCAUUCUGAAAACCUUUCGCAAACAACGCGAUGAUCCCCCGCUGGCCAGGAACUUUCCACCCAUUGCCGGAAGGAUUCACUGGUGUCGCGCCCUGAGUCUCCACAUCACGGAACUCAUGGAUGCGGUGAUGGAUCAUCCGGUGCUGAGCAACUUGCCCAUGGCCAAGGAUCUGGAUGUGCGCUAUCACAAUGUGCUGGGUGUGUUGCAGGAGUACGAGGACGAAAUUGUGUCCAUUUGGCUGGAUCAGGAUGUCAGUGUGGCGGACGCCUGCCUUCUGCAGCCACUGCUGAGUCUCCAGGGGGACAAGUUGUUCGUCAACCUGCACCCCACCAUUCCACUGCUCAUCCGGGAGGCAAAGAUGCUGGCCAAGCUGGACAUCGAGUUGCCCAUUGUGGCCGCCACGCUGAUGAGUCGUCAGCAGUACUUCAUCACCAUCCAGGACUCGCUGAAUUGCCUUAUAAAAAUGUUCCUGUCCACUGUGCGAGCUGUGAAGCUGGAGGUGCGUCCUUUGUUCCUCCCACAGUUGGUUCGCCUUACGGCCAUGCUAAAACCAGGAUUACACACCAUCAAUUGGACAAACCAAAACUGGACCGAGUUCUAUGAGCGCUGCAAACAGGCCAUCGAGAAUUUCGAAGUUCUGGUUGCGCGUGUCCAUGACAUCUACUCCAAUCGCAUUCUAAAUGUGCUGAUGUGGAUGCAGGAUGUCUCCUUGCAGAUUUUACCAGCAGACGAUGAAAUCUGGACAGUUGACGAGUUUCUGGAGAGGAGCGAGGAGGCCUGCCGAAAAGCGGCCAUCGAUCUGAACCGGAAGAGUCAAAUGGUCUCCGAGGCAGUGGAGGAGGUCCUGAGCUUGGUGGACAAGGCCACGGCAGCCUUCAAGGAGAUAGCCGGCGAUGAAGUGACUACUUUGUUUGAUGCAGCCACUCCGAAAGGGGAGAACUCCGGAUCGGGGGGACGCAAGCCGGAGGAUGGAGGCGGAGGAGGAGCUGCUGCCCCCACGACCAGUGGUGGCGGUGGACAGCAGCAGGACUGGAGUAUCCUGUGGUCCUGCUUCGAGAACCCCCUGUCCCUCUUGUCCACCACAGAAAGUCUUCCCAAAGGCAUGCAGGACAUGGUCUGCAACGCGGUGGUCGAGAUGCGCCGCUACUACAGCCGCAAGGUGAUCGACGUGCUGAUCAAGGUGAUCCGGGCCGCUCUGGACACCCUCCGCCGUCGGUUCAUCGCCGACGAGAACGAGACGGUGUUCAAGAAGCCGGUCUUUGCGCUGCACGCGCAGCUGCAGAUACCCCAUGUGGUGAUUAAACCGAAUCUGGACGAGCUGCAGGACUUUUUGGUGACGGCUGGCAAGAAUAUCACGGGCAUUGCGAAGGGCGUGGCGCAGUGGAGCAGCGGCAAAGACCCGCCGCAAGUUUCGAUGACGGUGACGCAGCCGCGCGUCGGACGCAACCACAAUGAGACGGCCGGCGGAGGCAAGAGCCGGCGGCGCAAGAUCUACUGCCUGGCCUCCGAGGAGCGGCCCCAGAUGCCGCACAUGCUCAAGAGCUUCUACUCGGCGAUAAUGGACAACAAGGAGGUGGCCAAGGCGGUCAACCAGCUGGCCAGCUGCACCAAGAACGUCAAGCCGGAGAUCCAGACGUACAUCAAGCGCUGGAAGCCGUACCACUUCCUCUGGAAGAACGACCGCACCACCCGCCAGCUCAUGGAGUUCGGCCUGCAGGAGUUCGAGACCACGCUGCGGUGUCUCUCCGAUCUGGACGCCAAUCUGCUCGUGGAACCGGACAUGGAGGUCUUCGGCCAGUGCGUGGCCGUCUACAACGAAAGGCUCAAGUAUGGUUUGGCCAUUGAAAUCAAGUCCUGCAACCACAAAAUAGGACAGGCCAUGAAGAAGAAGUACAAGAAGGAGAUGGACUACGUUUAUGCGGUAAUCAAUGAGAUGGAUCGCAAGCUGGACAGGCCCAUACGUGACCUGGAUGAUGUGCGGAUGAUAAUGGAGACCUUGGGUAAGAUUCGCGAACAGGAAGUGGACAUGGAGCUGCGAAUCGAUCCCAUAGAGGAAGCCUUUAAUGUCCUCACCCGCUACGAGGUGCAAGUGGAGCGGGAGCAGUUCGAUCUGGUGGACAAUUUGAGGGCCACGUUUCAGAAUCUUUUGGCUGGCGCACUGCAGGCACAGGUCAAGCUGCUGGACAUGCAGCCCGCCUUCCAGGACGACCUGCGCACCAAUCUGGACAACUUCAAGCAGGACAAGAUCUCGUACGUGACGGAGUACCGCACGGCGGGACCGAUGCAGGCCGGGCUGACGCCCCGAGAGGCCUCCGACCGGCUGAUCCUGUUCCAGAACCGCUUCGAGGGCAUGUGGCGACGCCUACAGACGUACCAGAGCGGCGAGGAACUCUUCGGUCUGCCCCAGACGGACUACCCAGAGCUCGGCCAGAUCCGCAAGGAGCUGAACCUGCUGCAGAAGCUGUACAAGCUGUACAACGAUGUGAUCGACCGGGUGAGCAGCUACUACGACAUACCCUGGAACGAGGUGGACAUCGAGGAGAUCAACAACGAGCUGAUGGAGUUCCAGAACCGCUGCCGCAAGCUGCCCAAGGGCCUCAAGGAGUGGCCGGCCUUCCAUGCUCUGAAGAAGACCAUCGACGACUUCAACGACAUGUGUCCGCUACUGGAGUUGAUGGCGAAUAAAGCCAUGAAGCCACGCCACUGGCAACGGAUCAUGGACGUUACUCGCUACAUCUUCGAGUUCGACUCGGAGGGUUUCUCGCUCAAGAACAUAUUGGAGGCGCCGCUGCUGAAGCACAAGGAGGACAUCGAGGACAUCUGCAUCAGUGCGAUGAAGGAGAAGGACAUCGAGGCGAAGCUGAAGCAGGUGACCAACGAGUGGUCGGUGCACGAGCUGCAGUUCAUGAGCUUCAACAAUCGGGGGGAGCUGCUUCUGCGGGGCGACACCACGGCGGAGACGAUUGGCCAGCUGGAGGAUAGCCUGAUGGUGCUCGGCUCCCUGCUCUCCAACCGCUACAACGCCCCCUUCCGCAAGCAGAUCCAGCAGUGGGUCUACGACCUGUCCAACUCCAACGAGAUCCUGGAGCGCUGGCUCCUCGUGCAGAACAUGUGGGUCUACCUGGAGGCCGUGUUUGUUGGUGGCGAUAUCGCGAAGCAACUGCCUAAGGAGGCGAAAAGGUUUUCGAAGAUCGACAAGUCCUGGCAGAAAAUCAUGCAGCGGGCCCACGAGACCCCCGGUGUUGUGGCCUGCUGCGUCGGGGACGAUCUGCUCAAACAGCUGCUGCCUCAUCUGCAGGAGCAGCUGGAGAUUUGCCAGAAAUCCUUGAGUGGUUACUUGGAGCGCAAGCGCAUGAUGUUCCCACGCUUCUUCUUUGUGUCAGAUCCUGCCCUGCUAGAAAUACUGGGUCAGGCUUCCGAUUCGCAUACCAUACAAAACCACCUCCUCAACAUAUUCGACAACACCAAGUCGGUGAAGUUCCACGACGUGGAAUACAACAAGAUGAUGGCGAUCAUCAGCAGCGAGGGCGAGAUGAUCCAGCUGGAUAGGGCCAUCCGGGCGGAGGGUUCGGUGGAGACAUGGCUGACCCAACUGCUGGUCACGGCCCAGGCCUCGCUGCACUCGAUCAUCCGCACCGCCUACGCGACCAUCAACGAUCCCAACUUCACCCUGCUCAGCUUCCUGGAGAAGGCACCGGCCCAGAUUGGCCUGCUCGGCAUCCAGAUGGUGUGGACCCGCGACGCCGAAAUGGCCCUGAUGCGGGGACGCGAGCGGAAGGUCAUGAUGGAGACCAACAACAAGUUCCUGGAGAUCCUGAACACCCUCAUCGACCAGACAACGCGCAAUCUCACGAAACGGGAGCGCACGAACUUCGAAACUCUGAUUACGAUUCAUGUGCAUCAACGCGAUAUCUUCGAUAUCUUGUGCCGCAUGAACAUAAAGUCAGCCAAUGACUUUGAGUGGCUCAAGCAAUGUCGUUUCUACUUCAAAGAGGACCUGGACAAAACCUGGAUAUCGGUGACGGAUGUAACCUUUACCUAUCAGAACGAAUAUCUGGGAUGUACAGAUCGUUUGGUUAUCACACCUCUAACUGAUCGUUGUUACAUAACCCUGGCCCAGGCCCUCACCUUGUCCAUGGGCGGAGCACCAUGUGGACCAGCCGGCACGGGAAAAACGGAGACCGUCAAGGAUAUGGGCAAAACGCUGGCCAAGUAUGUGGUCGUCUUUAAUUGCUCCGAUCAAAUGGACUACAGAGGUUUGGGCCGCAUCUAUAAAGGCUUAGCUCAGUCCGGUAGUUGGGGAUGCUUCGAUGAGUUCAACCGCAUCGAACUUCCGGUUCUAUCGGUGGCCGCCCAACAAGUGGCUGUUGUCCUGACCGCCAAAAAGGAGAAGCGGAAAACAUUCCUCUUUACCGACGGUGAUACGAUUGAAAUGAAUCCAGAAUUCGGAAUAUUUAUAACUAUGAAUCCAGGAUAUGCGGGUCGCAAGGAAUUGCCGGAGAAUUUAAAAAUUCAGUUCCGUACUGUUGCCAUGAUGGUGCCGGAUAGGCAGAUUAUCAUAAGAGUUAAGCUGGCCAGUUGCGGCUUCCUGGAAAACAUUACGCUGGCCAGAAAGUUCUACACAUUGUACAAACUGUGUGAGGAGCAGUUGACCAAACAGGUGCACUACGACUUCGGACUGAGGAACAUACUCUCUGUCCUGCGAACACUGGGUGCUGCCAAGCGAAGGAACUCCAAGGAUACCGAGAGCACCAUUGUGAUGAGGGUGCUCCGCGACAUGAAUCUCUCCAAGCUGAUCGACGAUGAUGAACCACUCUUUAUGUCCCUGGUUUCGGAUUUGUUUCCCAACCAGACCCUCGAAAAGACCAAUUACCCAGAGCUUGAGGCCGCCAUUCUCCAGCAAACGGACGAGGCCAGCCUCAUCUAUCAUCCUCCUUGGGUCUUGAAACUCAUUCAGCUGUACGAAACCCAAAACGUUCGCCACGGAAUCAUGACCCUGGGGCCAAGUGGAGCCGGCAAGACGACCUGCAUCCACACCCUCAUGAAGGCCAUGACCCAAAUGGGCGACAAUCACCGCGAGAUGCGCAUGAAUCCCAAGGCAAUCACGGCUGCCCAAAUGUUUGGUCGACUCGAUGUGGCCACCAAUGAUUGGACGGAUGGAAUUUUCUCGGCCCUGUGGCGCAAGACCCUGAAACUAAAGUCCGGCGAGCAUGUCUGGUUGGUUUUGGACGGACCGGUGGACAGUAUUUGGAUAGAGAACUUGAAUUCGGUGUUGGACGACAACAAGACUCUGACAUUGGCCAACGGCGAUCGUCUGACCAUGGCGCCCACUGUCAAAAUCAUAUUCGAGCCCCACAACAUAGACAACGCCUCACCCGCCACGGUAUCCAGAAAUGGAAUGGUCUACAUGAGCUCUUCUGGUCUGGACUCUCGACCAAUUGUUCAAGCCUGGCUUAAAAACCGCGCUCCAGGCGAAAAGUCGACCUUUUCGGACUUAUUCGAUCAGACCUUUGUGGAGGUCUACAACUGGGGAGUGCAGAUGGUGAAGUUGCAGAUGCCGGUGCUGCAGUGCAACGUGGUCCAGCAGAUGCUGUUCAUCCUGGAGGGCUUGAUACCUGUCAAGAAGGAGGACGAACAGGCAGUGAGCCUGUCCAGCAAGGAGAGCCACGAUGCGAAUAAACGUUCAGAGCAUCAAAAACAUGUCGAAGAGGCGCGACGGCAAUCGAUUGGCAGUCAGAUUGUCGAGGACCUCCCUCCGGAGACUUCGAUCGAGGAGAAGGAGGACACCUGCACCCCGGAACACUUGCACCGCUUGUACAUCUUCGCGCUCGCCUGGGGCCUGGGCGGUUACCUCUCCACUAGCGACCGCGUCAGAAUGAAUCUGUUCGUGAAGGAAUCCUUCCCGCAGCUGGACUACCCGAAGGGUAGUGCCCACGAGAACACAAUCUUUGACUUCUUCGUUUCUCCAGCGGGCGUGUGGCAGUCGUGGAAGACGCUCGUCACCCCCUAUAUGUAUCCGGAGCUUUCCACACCAGACUAUCUGAGCAUUCUGGUGCCCAUCGUGGAUAAUGUGCGCAUCGACUAUCUGAUCGGCACCAUAGCCAAUCAGGAGCGCGCCGUGAUGGUGAUUGGCGAACAGGGCACGGGCAAGACGGUGAUCAUGAAGAACUUCAUGAAGAAGAUGAACGUUGAGACGUACAUGGGCCGGUCCUUCAACUUCUCAUCGGCCACCAGUCCGUAUCAGUUCCAGCGCACAAUUGAGAGUUAUGUGGAGAAGCGCGUUGGCGUUACCUUCGGGCCACCCGGUGGCCGGAAAUUGAUCGUCUUCAUCGACGACAUCAAUUUGCCCGAGAUCAAUGAGUGGGGCGAUCAAAUAACCAAUGAAAUUGUGCGCCAGUCCAUGGACAUGAAGGGCUUCUAUAGCCUGGAGAAGCCCGGCGACUUCACCACCAUCGUGGAUGUGCAGUAUGUGGCGGCCAUGGGCCUCCCGGGCGGAGGACGCAACGACAUACCGUCGCGUCUGAAGCGCCAGUUCUGCGUGUUCAACUGCAACAUACCCGACAACGACUCCAUCGAUAAGAUCUUCCGCGUUAUCGGUGAGGGCCACUACAAUGCGAAGCGGGGCUUCGUGCCCGAGAUCCGCAGCCUGGUCAAGAAGCUGAUCGUCGUCACCCGCCAUCUGUGGCAGCGUACGCGCGAGAAGCUACUGCCCACGCCGGCCAAAUUCCACUAUGUGUUCAGUCUGCGCGAUUUGUCGCGCAUCUGGCAGGGCAUGGUUGGCACCUUAUCCACGGUGAUCACCUCCGAGGGCGUCCUCAUGGCACUGUGGAAGCACGAGUGCACGCGAGUAUUCGCCGAUCGCUUCACCACGUUCCAGGACAAGGAGUGGUUCGGCUCAGAGCUGGCAUGUCUCGUGCGCGAGGAGCUGGGCGACGCCCACUCCCAGAUGAUCCUGCCCAAUCCGGUGUUCGUCGACUUUAUGCGCGACGCCCCCGAGCCGACCGGCGAGGAGGGAGAGGACACCGACAUGGAGCUACCCAAGGUCUACGAGCCGGUCCACUCACACGAAGUGCUCCGCGAGCGUCUCGUCAUGUUCCUCGCCCAGUUCAACGAAAUGGUGCGAGGGUCGGGAAUGGAUUUGGUGUUCUUCCCGGAUGCAAUGCUGCAUCUGGUGAAGAUCUCCCGCAUCAUUCGGCAUCCGAGGGGAUCGGUCAUGCUUGUCGGGGUCGGCGGUUCUGGAAAACAGUCGCUAACGAAAUUGGCAUCGUUCAUAGCCGGCUACAAGACAUUCCAAAUUGCGUUGACGCGUUCGUACAACGUGGCCAAUUUUCUGGAGGAUCUAAAGCUGCUCUACCGCACCUGCGGCGUUCAGGGCAAGGGCACAACCUUUCUCUUCACCGACAUGGAUAUCAAGGAGGAAGGUUUCCUCGAGUAUCUGAACAACAUACUCUCGAGCGGCGUCAUAUCGAAUCUAUUCUCGCGCGAUGAGCAGGCCGAAAUCGUGCAGGAGCUGACGCCGGUCAUGAAACGCGAGAAUCAACGCAAAACAGCGACCCCGGAAAGUGUGAUGGACUUCUUUCUGGCGCGCACCUGCACCAAUCUGCACGUGGCCUUCUGCUUCUCGCCCGUGGGCGAGACGUUCCGGUCGCGCGUGCAGCGCUUCCCCGCCUUGGUCUCCGGCUGCACCAUUGACUGGCUGCAUCCGUGGCCCAAGGACGCCUUGGUAUCGGUUGCCCGACACUUUCUGAGCCACUUCGAGAUCGAGUGCACACCGGCCGUCAAGGAGGAGCUGGUCAACGCCCUCGGCUCCAUUCAGGACAUUGUCGCGGAAACGUCGCAGGAGUAUUUCCAGCGUUUCCGCCGCGCCACGCACGUGACACCCAAAUCUUAUCUGAACUUUAUUGCCGGCUACAAGAACAUCUAUCAAAUGAAGCAGCAAGAGCUGCGAGAUGGUGUGGAGAAGAUGGAUACGGGCUUGGAGAAACUGAAAGAGGCCUCCGCCUCGGUUGAGAUCCUCAAGAAGGAUCUAGUGGUCAUGGAGGAAGAGCUGGUCGAAGCCUCCAAGAACGCGGAGUCAGUGCUAGUGGAGGUGACGGAGCGCGCGAUGCAAGCGGAGAUCGUCAAGAACCAGGUGCUCAUCGUGAAGGACAAGGCCGAGGCCCUGGUGGCCUGCAUCGCCCACGAGAAGGCGCUGGCCGAGGAGAAACUGGAGGCCGCCAAGCCGGCGCUCGAGGAGGCGGAGAACGCUCUCAAUACGAUAAAGCCGGCCCACAUUGCCACCGUGCGCAAGUUGGGCCGUCCUCCGCACCUGAUCAUGCGCAUCAUGGACUGCGUCCUGAUCCUGUUCAAGCGCAAGCUGCAUCCCUGCAUCGCGGACGCGGGCACGCCGUGUCCGAAGCCCUCCUGGCAGGAGUCCUUAAAGAUGAUGGCCAGUGCCACGUUCCUGCUGCAACUGCAAAACUAUCCAAAGGACACCAUCAACGACGAGAUGAUCGAUCUGCUGCAGCCGUACUUCCGCAUGGAGGACUACAACAUGGACAUGGCACGGCGUGUGUGCGGAGACGUAGCCGGUCUGCUGUCCUGGACCAAGGCCAUGUCCUUCUUCCACAGUGUUAACAAGGAGGUGCUGCCCUUGAAGGCAAAUCUCACGAUGCAGGAAGCGAGACUUAAGCUCGCCAUGGACGACUUGGCCGGUGCCGAGGAGCAGCUGCGGGAGCGCGAGGAAGCGCUCCAGGCUGUGAAGGAUCAGUACGACAAGGCGGUGGGCGAGAAACAGAGGUUGACGGAUGCGGCCAAUGUCUGUCUGCGUAAGAUGACCGCGGCAACGGCCUUGAUCAAUGGAUUGUCGGAUGAGAAACACCGAUGGACCAACCAGAGCAAGGAGUUCAAGAUACAGCUGGGCAAACUGGUGGGCGAUGUCCUUCUGGCCACCGGGUUUCUAUCCUACUGCGGACCCUACAAUCAGGAAUUCCGAGCCAAUCUCAUUAAGACCUGGAUGGGCAUACUGAAACAGAAGAAUAUACCCUUUACCACGGGUCUGAACAUAAUCAACAUGCUGGUGGACUCUUCGACGGUGUCGGAAUGGACGUUGCAGGGAUUGCCGAACGAUGAGUUGUCGGUGCAGAACGCCCUGAUAGCCACCAAGUCCAGCAGCUAUCCACUGCUGGUCGAUCCGCAGACGCAGGGCAAGAUCUGGAUCAAGUGCAAGGAAGACAAAAACGAGCUGCAGAUCACCUCGCUGAACCACAAGUACUUCCGCACCCAUCUCGAGGACUCGCUGUCGCUGGGCAGACCCCUCCUGAUCGAGGAUGUGGGCAUCGACCUGGAUCCGGUCAUCGACAAUGUGCUGGAGAAGAACUUCAUCAAGUCGGGCAGCAUUGAGAAGGUGUUGGUGGGCGACAAGGAGUGCGAUGUGAUGCCGGGCUUCAUGCUCUACAUCACCACGAAACUGCCCAAUCCGGCCUUCAGUCCGGAGGUCAGUGCCAAGACCUCGAUCAUCGAUUUUACGGUCACCAUGCGGGGGCUGGAGGACCAGCUCCUGGGCCGGGUGAUCCUCAUGGAGAAGUCCGAUCUGGAGGCCGAGCGGGUGGCUCUCUUCGAAACGGUCAUGCAGAACCAGAGGAAUAUGAAGGAACUGGAGGCGAACCUCCUGCUCCGCCUGAGCUCAUCGCAGGGAUCCCUGGUGGACGACGAAGCCCUGAUAGAAGUGCUGCGGGUCACGAAAACCACGGCCGAGGAGGUCAACCAGAAACUGAAGAUUUCCGAGGUCACGGAGCGUAAGAUUAUGAAGGCACGGGAGGAGUUCCGGGCGGUGGCCAAACGUGGAUCGAUUCUUUACUUCCUGAUUGUGGAGAUGAGCAAUGUGAAUGCCAUGUACCAGAACUCCCUGAAACAAUUUCUGGUCAUCUUCAACUGCUCCAUUACCAAGUCGACCAAGUCCAGUGUGACGGAGGAGCGAAUAAACAUCAUUUUGCGCUAUCUCACCUACGAGGUGUACAAGUUUACCAAUCGUAGUCUCUACGAGCGACACAAGCAAUUGUUCACCCUGAUGCUGGCCAUCAAGAUUGACUACCACAAUGGAAACAUCAGCCACGAGGAGUUCCUGACCUUCAUCAAGGGCGGCGCCUCGUUGGACUUGAAUGCCGUCACCCCGAAACCCUUCCGCUGGAUCCUGGACAUAACCUGGCUGAAUCUGGUGGAGAUCAGCAAGCUGGACACCUUCUCCACGGUUCUCCAGGUGAUAGAGCUGAACGAACGGGACUGGCGCUGCUGGUACGAGUGCGAGAAGCCGGAGAACGAGGAAAUCCCCUGCGGAUACAAUGCCCUCUUGGAUGGUUUCCGGAAGCUGCUGCUCAUCCGGUCUUGGUGUCCCGAUCGCACCAUUUCCCAGGCGAAGAAGUACAUAGAAGAAUCUCUGGGAGGCGAGUACAGCGAAAUGCAAAUUCUUGAUCUAGAGGAAAUGUGGCUCGAGUCGGAACCCCGCACCCCUUUUGUGUGCCUACUCUCGAUAGGAUCGGAUCCAACCACCCAGAUUGGCGCUCUGGCCAAGCAGAAGAGCAUAGUUCUCAAAUGUGUGUCGAUGGGUCAGGGGCAGGAGUACCAUGCGCGCAAGAUGAUAAUCGAGUCGAUGGCAAUCGGUGGAUGGGUGCUGCUCCAGAACGUGCACCUGUCCCUGCCCUUCUGCACCGAGAUAAUCGACAUGCUGGUGGAGAGCGAGCACAUAGACGACUCCUUCCGCAUGUGGGUAACGACGGAGCCGCACAACGAGUUCCCCAUCGGAUUGCUGCAGAUGGCUCUCAAAUUCACUAAUGAACCACCACAGGGGAUACGUGCCAGUCUAAAGCGCAGCUACCAGUCGUUCACCCAGGACUUCCUCGACUACACAUCGGCCUCCCAGUGGCCCCCGCUCCUCUACACGGUGGCCUUCCUGCACACCAUCGUCCAGGAGCGUCGCAAGUUCGGCCCACUGGGCUGGAACAUACCCUACGAGUUCAACCAGGCCGACUUCGCCGCCAGCGUGCAGUUCAUCCAGAACCACCUCGACGAGAUGGACCCGAAGAAGGGCGUCUCCUGGCAGACGCUGGUCUACAUGAUUGGCGAGGUGCAGUACGGCGGCCGGGUGACGGACGACUUUGACAAGCGACUGCUCACCACCUUCACCUCGGUGUGGUUCUGCGAGCCGCUGCUCUCGAACUCCUUCGAGUUCUACAAGGGAUACAAGGUGCCGGGCACGAAGAGCCUGCAGGGCUUCAUCGAUUAUAUCAACAGUUUGCCGGCCUACGACACCCCCGAGGUAUUUGGCCUGCAUUCGAAUGCCGACAUCACGUACCAAAUAAACUCGGCCAAAGGCAUCCUCGACACCAUCCUCAGUGUGCAGCCCAAGGAGGGCGGCGGGGGGGGCGAGACCCGGGAGAGCAUCGUCUACCAACUGGCGGAUGACAUGCUGCGCAAGCUGCCCGCCCAGUACAACGCCUACGAGGUGCGGGAGAACCUGACGCGGAUGGGCAUCCUCCUGCCCAUGAAUAUUUUCCUCAGGCGAGAAAUCGAUCGCAUGCAAAGGGUCAUUAAACGGGUCCACACCUGCCUCUGCGACCUCAAGCUGGCGAUUGAUGGCACCAUUGUGAUGAGUCCGGCCCUGAAGGAGUCACUCGAUGCCAUGUACGACGCCCGUAUACCAGAGACCUGGAUGAAGAUUUCCUGGGAAUCAACCACACUGGGCUUUUGGUACACCGAGCUACUGGAACGCAAUGGGCAGUUCAGAACUUGGAUAUCAACGGAUCGGCCCAAGGUUUUCUGGAUGACCGGCUUCUUUAAUCCCCAAGGAUUUCUAACAGCCAUGCGACAGGAGGUGACGCGAGCUCACAAAGGUUGGGCCCUGGACUCGGUGGUGCUACAGAAUCAAAUAACGCGCUACAACAGGGAGGACAUCACCGAGUAUCCCACGGAGGGGGUGUAUGUGCACGGAUUGUUCCUGGAGGGUGCUUCGCUGGAUCGCCGCAGCGGCAAGCUGAUUGAGUCCAAGAUGAAGGUGCUCUACGAGCAGAUGCCCGUCAUCUAUAUAUACGCGAUAAACACGACGGCUGGGAAGGAUCCCAAGUUGUACGAGUGCCCCAUCUACCGCAAGCCCCAGCGCACCGACUUAAAGUACGUGGGUUCGAUUGAUUUCGAGACCGAAUUCAAUCCCAAGCACUGGACCCUUCGCGGCGUGGCCCUGCUCUGUGACAUCAAGUGAACCUCGACCACCACCCCCCCUCCCAAUACCGAUGGCCAUUGUUUGCCAUCAUGUCAACGGCUGUACGUGAGUGGGGCUCCUAAUGGCCCUGUGAUAAUUAUCUUUUUUCGUUGGGUGGACGUUAAAGUUUCGUGUAAUCCGGCGCAAAUACAACGUUAUUAAUUAAGCCCUCGGGUGAGGUAGGGCAAGUUGUUUGCACUCGGGAACAACCAGCACAAUUAUUAGCUCUUAUCCAUUUUGGUCAAUCCCCGCAAGGCGGUCAUUCCAAAAAGCGCACCAAACCCUUAGAGAGUUAAGGCAU
This is a messenger RNA of Drosophila rhopaloa, 14482 nucleotides long. It is a transcript of the gene Dhc1, whose product is annotated as dynein axonemal heavy chain 5. Gene Ontology annotation, molecular function: ATP binding; dynein light intermediate chain binding; minus-end-directed microtubule motor activity. The record is from RefSeq and is a predicted model, not a curated record. Lineage: Eukaryota; Metazoa; Arthropoda; Insecta; Diptera; Drosophilidae. Gene Ontology annotation, biological process: microtubule-based movement. Gene Ontology annotation, cellular component: dynein complex.